Molecule: messenger RNA, 1554 nt
Organism: Aureobasidium melanogenum CBS 110374
Lineage: Eukaryota; Fungi; Ascomycota; Dothideomycetes; Dothideales; Saccotheciaceae
Product: S-adenosyl-L-methionine-dependent methyltransferase
Exons: 3
Coding region: 1-1554 (517 amino acids)
Biological process (GO): cellular response to biotic stimulus
Source: RefSeq, a predicted model, not a curated record
AUGGCCAGCAAAGACGAGUACAAGUCCGAGUACUCGGAGGAGUUGACCAACUUCAUCGAGACUCCUGCCGCUCCUGCUACUGCUCCUGAGAGCACCCAGUUUGGUGUUCGCAGCACUGCUUACCCAGCUAUCAAGAACGCUCCCCUCCCCGCCGACGCAGCUGGUAGCGAGUCGUUCAACAACUAUGUCCUCUUCGCUCUCCUCGGCGGUAUCCCCGGCUACAUGGCCUACAAGGUCGGUGGUGGUCUCAAGACCUGGAUCUUCUUUGGUAUCCUGACUGCCAUCCCCAUCUUGAUGGUCUUCUGGACCAUUGCCUCCGGCUACACUCCCCGCAAGAACGAGAAGGCUCGCUACCCUGGUGCCCCUGUUGAGCACUACCUCAAGUUCCACAAGGAGGCCGACCGCGCCAAGUACCACGGCCGCAGCAAGAUUCCCAUGGAGACUUUCCAUGAGAAGUACUUUGACGGCGAUGUCGACUUCAACGGCGACGCUCUCGAGGUCAUGGAGUACCGUCACGACUGGGCCAACUUCCGCUUCACUCUGUCUCUCUUCUGGUUCUUCCUUACUGGCAUGAUGCCCGAGGUUAUCAUGCACACUCGUUCGCAGGACGAGGAGCAAGUCCGCGACCACUACGACCGCGGUGACGACUUCUACUCUUGGUUCCUUGGCCCUCGCAUGAUCUACACUUCUGGUAUCAUCUCCGACAUCAACAAGGAAGAGUCCCUUGAGCAAUUGCAGGACAACAAGCUGGCCAUUGUCUGCCAGAAGAUCGGUCUCCAGGCUGGUGACCGCAUGCUCGAUCUCGGCUGCGGUUGGGGUACUCUUGCCAAGUUCGCUUCUGCCCAUUACGGUGCUCAGGUUACUGGUAUUACUCUUGGUCGCAACCAGACUGCCUGGGGCAACAGCGGUCUCCGCAAGCUCGGUGUUCCCGAGGAGCAGAGCCGUAUCUUGUGCAUGGACUACCGCGACACUCCCGUCCCUAAGGGCAAGUACAACAAGAUCACCUGUCUCGAAAUGUCCGAGCACGUCGGUGUUCGUCACUUCUCUACUUUCCUGAGCCAGAUCCACGACAUGCUCGACGAUGACGGUGUCUUCUUCAUGCAAUACGCUGGUAUCCGCAAGCCUUGGCAAUACGAGGAUCUCAUCUGGGGUCUUUUCAUGAACAAGUACAUCUUCCCUGGUGCUGAUGCCUCUACUCCCCUCGGCUGGACCGUCGACAAGCUUGAGGGUGCUGGUUUCGAGAUCAAGAGCAUUGACACCAUUGGUGUUCACUACAGCGCUACUCUCUGGCGCUGGUACCGCAACUGGAUGGGCAACCGCGAAAAGGUCGAGGCCAAGUACGGCAAGCGCUGGUUCAGAAUCUGGGAAUACUUCCUCGCCUACUCCACCAUCAUCUCCCGUCAAGGUUCCGCCACUUGCUACCAGAUCACCAUGGUCAAGAACAUCAACUCGACCCACCGUAUUGAGGGUAUCAACACUCAAUUCGGUCUUUCUGGCGCUCUCGAGGCUGCCAAGAAUGUUGCAAAGGCUGCCUUCCCCACCGCCAAGGCAUAA